AUGGCUGCUGCCUUUGACGACGAGGACCUCUCGGUCUCUCUCCCUGCUGUCGACCGUGAUCGUCCUCGUGAGCGCACCAACGAGCCCAAUCCGUCCGAUUCGCAUCAGUCCGCCAUGGCUAUGCCCCCGCCCGCGCGACCGAUCGGAAAGGGUAGUGACUCUUCGCGGCAGUCCCCAGCUACAAUGAGGGAUAUGCAGCGCCUCGAUCAGUACCAUACAGUCAAGGUUCUUGGCGAGGGCUCGUUUGGAAAGGUCAAGCUGGCGAUCCAUCAGCCCAGUGGCCGUCAGGUAGCCAUGAAGAUUAUCUCUCGCCGCAAGCUGCUAUCCCGGGACAUGAUCGGUCGAGUCGAGCGGGAGAUCCAAUACCUUCAGCUGCUACGGCACCCUCAUAUUAUAAAACUGUACACUGUCAUUUCAACCAAAACGGAUAUUGUCAUGGUGCUAGAAUAUGCUGAACGAGAGCUGUUCGAUUACCUAGUGAAGCGAGGCCGCUGCAACGACGCGGAAGCCCGCAAGUUCUUCCAGCAGAUCAUCUGCGCUGUUGAGUAUUGUCACCGCCAUAAGAUCGUUCACCGCGAUUUGAAGCCGGAAAAUCUCCUCAUUGACAGGGAUAAAAAUGUGAAGAUUGCAGAUUUUGGGUUAAGUAAUAUCAUGACGGACGGCAACUUUCUCAAAACCAGCUGCGGCAGCCCCAACUAUGCAGCGCCCGAGGUCAUCUCUGGCAAGUUGUAUGCCGGCCCGGAGGUCGACGUCUGGAGCUGCGGAGUCAUUUUGUACGUGCUGCUGGUAGGACGGCUCCCAUUCGACGACGAUUACAUCCCGGCGCUUUUCAAGAAAAUCGCCGCGGGCAACUUCCACAUGCCCACCUACAUUUCCUCCGGGGCUGCCCGGCUCAUUCGGUCAAUGCUGCAGGUGCACCCAGUGCACCGGAUCACCAUUGAAGACAUUCGCGAUGACCCUUGGUUUCUGCAAGACCUCCCUAAAUACCUGCAACCUCCCCCGGAGGAGUUUAUCGCAACCGACAAAGCGAUUGACCCACGCAAAAUCGCUGCGGGGAAGCCGCACGCGAUUCAAAACAAAAUCAGUCAGGUCGCCAUCUCCAAGCUGGAGAGGAGCAUGGGUUAUGGUCGCGAGGAUAUUGAAGAUGCACUCAGACACCCUGAGCCUAGUGCUAUCAAGGACGCAUUCUUCAUCAUCGUGGAGAAUGAGAUGAUGCAGACAAAUUCACCCACGGACGAGACUAUGCUGAGUCCAUCAGCUACCCCGCUACCGCCUUCCGCAGGCCGUACUGCUGUAACACCCGGCGCCAGGGCACUCCAUUCAGCACAAGCACUUCCAUCACGGACCCGGUCCGGCUCCCGCCGGCAGUCGGGCCCUAUGGCGCUGCCUAGUGAGUCGGAUAAUGCAGAUGUGCCGCGGGUCAGCCACGUCCGAAUUCUGCCGACCAGCUUGCCGUACGUCCAUGAUCAGCUCAUGGAGCAGCGAGAGCGAGAGCGUGAACGGGUGCGGGAAGACUCAGGGGAGCAAACCCAAGCUGCCUUGGAUGAAGAGGACCCUGGUCGAACUGCUCGCUCGCCAGAAGAGCAGGAAGCGACGGCUAGGGCCCUGAAACCGCAUUCGCGGAGUAUCGUCGACCUUGAGAAGCUCAAAUUGGAACCACCAGAGGCCCGCAGCGCUCCGCAUCAGCCCACCAAACGGUCCAGGAGAUGGCAAUUUGGUAUUCGCUCCCGUAACCAGCCAUAUGAGGCCAUCCUCUAUCUUUACAGGGCAAUAAAAGCGCAGGGAGGAAUCUGGGAGAUGCAGCCCGCCGACUCGGGUAAGUUAUAUUCCUACUAUACUAGGAGAAGCUGA
Molecule: messenger RNA, 1851 nt
Organism: Aspergillus nidulans FGSC A4
Lineage: Eukaryota; Fungi; Ascomycota; Eurotiomycetes; Eurotiales; Aspergillaceae
Product: serine/threonine-protein kinase
Exons: 2
Coding region: 1-1851 (616 amino acids)
Biological process (GO): negative regulation of TORC1 signaling; SREBP signaling pathway; CAMKK-AMPK signaling cascade
Cellular component (GO): nucleotide-activated protein kinase complex; cytoplasm; nucleus
Molecular function (GO): transferase activity; protein serine/threonine kinase activity; protein serine kinase activity
Source: RefSeq, a predicted model, not a curated record